CGUGGUUAAAGUUAACACGCAAGGACCGCCGCGUGCACGUCACUCAAUUGUUAUUAUUGCAGUAUCGAUUGUGAACGUUACGUUCAUCGGCCACUCUCACCCAUGACCGCACUAGAACAGUACAAAAUCCAACGAGAGGAACUCAUCAAGUUAGAUCGUAGCUUACGCCGUGAUCAUCAAGUUACGAGUCUAUCUGCAGCUGAAGCUGAAGCAGAUCAGAUCAUCCGAAAGAUUAGAGCUGCAGAAGCCACUUCAAUAUGGAGCCUCGACUAUCCCUCGAUUCCCCAUCCCUUUCCUGGAAUGGAGUUUUUGACAGGGCGGGAGAUCAUCGUGAAAACGAAAUUGUUUGAGAUAUUGAGUAGGAUGCCCAAGGGUGCACUUCUUCAUGCACACUUGGAUGGAAUGGUGAACGUGUCCAUCCUUCUAAAACUUGCUCUGAAGUACCCGUCGAUCCAUGUUCGCGCGCCGAAAUCCCUUACCACACAGAACAUCGACGCCGUCGCGCCAGAGUUUCUCCCACUUCCGAAGAAUGAAUACCCCAAGAGUGCCCUUGGUCUUACAGAGACAAGCUAUCAGCCCAACUCGUGGGUACCAAUCCAAGUGGCUCGAGAGCAGUUUCAUCCUGACCUAGGCGGACCGCAAGGGUUUGACCGCUGGGUGACUCGAGCGCUGACUAUCAACCCAAGCGAGGCUUAUGGAACGCAUAACACCAGUGUGAAGAUUUGGAAGAAGUUUGGGAGUACCUUCCUGGUUGGUGGGAAUUUGACGAGAUAUGCACCUAUUCUUGAGGAUUAUAUCAAAGAAUUCUUCCAUUCUUCCAUUGAGGAUGGCAUAUCAUACGUUGAACCCCGAGUGAACUUCAUGUCCAAGACCGUCAUUAUGGCCGACGGAACUCGCGUCCAUCAUCGGGAGUUGAUGGUCAUCUAUGACCGCGUUAUCAGAGAGGUCAAGGAAGAAAUGAAACGCAGAGGCAGGGAAGGAGAGUUCAUUGGGGCAAGAAUUAUAUACAGUACUGUGAGGUUCUGCGACAACAAAGAACUGGAGUGGUAUCUACAGGAUUGCAUCGCACUCAAGAAGGAAUUCCCUCAUCUGAUUGCUGGUUUUGACCUUGUGGGCCAUGAAGACGAACUUUAUCCUCUGAUUUACUACGCCGAAACCCUCCUACGCUUCCCUGCUAUGCAGAAAGAAGCUGGAGUUGAGAUACCAUUCAUCUUUCAUGCCGGAGAGACAUUGGGGGAUGGGACAGUGGCGGAUAUGAACCUUUACGACGCAAUCCUUAUGGGGACGAAAAGAAUCGGACAUGGGUUCUCCCUCGUCAAACACCCUGAACUUCUAAAAAUAUGUAAAGAACGCGAUAUUGCAGUGGAAGUCUGUCCUAUCUCCAACGAAAUUCUUAGACUUACGUCUUCAAUGCUCACUCACCCCCUCCCCAUCCUGCUCAACCAUGGUAUUCACGUUGCUCUAUGUUCUGACGAUCCGUCCGUCUUCGGUAACAUGGGCCUGACAUUCGAUUAUUUCCAAGUGUUGGUGGCAAGUGAGCAGACAGGUCUCAUCCAACUGGGGGAAAUGGCAAAGGAUAGUAUCAAGUAUUCUACACUCGAGGCUCACUUGAGAGAGGAGGCGUUAGGGCUAUGGCAAAAACAAUGGCACAAGUUCCUCGAAUAUGUUAUCGCGGUAGGAAAGGAAGCUCUCCCUAGUAAUUAGACAAUUCGACUACUUUGUGUGGAAAGUCUAAGUUUAAAGGAACUACUUAUACAACGUGUCGUCGAGUAAAUCAUACUUGAGACUCGAUUCACAAUACACAAGUAUCAAACCC
Messenger RNA from Marasmius oreades (fairy-ring Marasmius), 1816 nucleotides. RefSeq lists its product as uncharacterized. Gene Ontology annotation, biological process: adenosine catabolic process; inosine biosynthetic process. The transcript has 12 exons. Gene Ontology annotation, molecular function: adenosine deaminase activity. Bases 103 to 1704 code for a protein of 533 amino acids. Lineage: Eukaryota; Fungi; Basidiomycota; Agaricomycetes; Agaricales; Marasmiaceae. The record is from RefSeq and is a predicted model, not a curated record.